AUGGCUAUGCCUGAUAAGCAUAGAGUAUCGAUCAAUCCACAGGGGAAAAAGACCAUUGUGAGUUUAUGGGGGCAAGAUUCCGCUGUUGAAUUAGGUCAAGCUAACUUGAUGAAGAAAGAUAGCAUGAACAAAGCAGACGAAUCUCUCAUCAAAUCUACCAAGCAGCCAUCACAAUCUGCUACAUCUAGAAGCGAAGUCGUGGAUACAACGAAUACCACAGUAGUUGGUACAGUCCAAAGUUCAAGCAGAAAUGAUAUCACAAUGAAAAAUCACCUCGGAAAGGAAGUAAGAGUGAGUCUCGACUUUGGCUCAAUGAGAAAUGGACUAUCUUCAACUGAUGAGGAUUCUGAAGAGGAGAAUGAAUUAGAGACUUUUUCUCAAAAAGCCAUGGCAAUAUAUGAGGACAUUUGGGGGGAACGGCACUUCUUUGAUCUGCCAGAAGCAGACAACGACGAUGAAUUUCUUAACCUGCAAAAAGAAAGUCCCAUUAUUCUCACAGAAGACAACAUUGAGGAAGAUGAGGAGGUUCCCAUGAUAUACAACGAAAUUCAGCCCUCUGGCAAUGUAUGUUUCUCAUAUGCAAGGGAGGAAAGAGAUCAGGAGGCAGAAACCCAGUCGAUAAUGCCAAUUGACCCAGAAUUCGACGAGAGUGUCGGGAAUAUUCAAGGUUCUACAACAUCAUUAUCCUUAGUUCAAAGUCCUACUAUUGAUUCUCCUGGUAUGUCAUCACAAUAUUACCAAAGCCGUUCCACCUAUGCAACAAUUCCGCCUUCUUUCGAUAAAAUCUCCAAUACCAUGAGACAAACAGCUGUGCUUGAACGAUCUUCUGAUAUUUCAUUCUCCUUAUUGUCAGAUAAAGAUAAUAGACACAAAUACAAGCGCAGAGAAGACUUGUCUUAUUCGAUGAUGACAUCAAGACCCUCGAGUCGUCGCAGAGAGAAGAAUAAUAUCGACAUAAUAAUUGAAGAGCACAACAAGAAGCAUGCUGGAAAGUUAGGAGUUACACAAGUCAUUUCAAAACCACUAUCUCCUAAGGUCAUUCAGAAAAAGCCAACUAAACAAAAGGGGCAUAAACAUUCUGGAAGUUUAGAAGGAUUCAUGGUAGAAUGUCAAGCUCAGCACAGUGAAUCAAGCUUAUCCAAUAUCUAUCAGGAAUAUCGGAUUGAUCAUGAUGAACCAACUCAGUCCUGGAUGUUUGAAGAGGAAGAUUCUUUCCACCAAGUGGGCCAGGUACAAGAAGUGUCUCAGAAUGUAGACUCUAUCCAGCACAUGGGCCAUAUGGGACAGAUACCUCCAAAUUCGGAGUCUUUCCAGCACAUGAGGCAGGGAGUGACCAGAGCAUUCACGCAUGAAGUGCAAAAGUUUAAUUUCGAUUGUCAAUCCCUUCCGUCACCUCAACGCAUGGAUACCCAACAACCAAAUGAUUCUUUCCAGCAAAUGGGCUAUACACAUUAUGAUUGGGGCUCGUAUCCCUCCAAUUAUAUAUCAUUUCUUGAUGAAACACACUCGCCGUUAUUUCCAGAGAGAAACUUAUGGGCACCUCGAGCAACCGCGACUCUAUAUAAUCAGUCGCACUAUCAAUUUCAGAUGCCUACCGUUCAAACACAGGGGUUUGCAACUCAGCAGUACAUAACUGUGAGAGAUGGAAAUUGUGCCGCCGUGUCCCCUUCUGAAUCUUUCGGGUCCGAAAGAGGAAGUGGCCAAUCUUCUGAGGCAUCAACAAGCCCUUCGUUCUCUCCUUGUCAAUUACAAACCGCUUACACACAUAGGCCAGAAACGAUGCAGGAAUGGGACAGAUAG
This is a messenger RNA of Botrytis fragariae, 1800 nucleotides long. RefSeq lists its product as uncharacterized. Bases 1 to 1800 code for a protein of 599 amino acids. The transcript has 4 exons. The record is from RefSeq and is a predicted model, not a curated record. Lineage: Eukaryota; Fungi; Ascomycota; Leotiomycetes; Helotiales; Sclerotiniaceae.